CCCGCCGCGCCGGCCGCCGACCGCCCGCGCGAUGGGUUCUUGAUGCUGGUCGUGCGGCGAGGGCUCGGUGUUGCCGGACCCGGGCUCGGGCACGCUCGUCUGCACCUCCUGCGGCCUCCAACACGACGCCGGCGCCUCCGAGUUCUACAAUCCGACCGCCUUCACCAAGGACGGCCAGGUUGAUUUCCGCGCCGCCUCCCUCGUCCGCCACCUCUCCAAGUCCCCCUACCGCGAGCUCAAGCUUGCCGCCGCCUCCAACGUCAUCACCUCCAUGGCCGUCCAACUCGGCCUCUCGCCCACCCGCGCCGAGGAGAUCCUCAGCAUGGCCAAAUCCGCCACCGCCGGGAACCUCGCCACCGUCGGCACCACCUUCCUCCCGGCCCUCGCCGCCGCCUGCUCCUUCCUCGUCGCGCGAUCUCACCGCCUCCCUCUCUCCCUCGCCGAGGCCGCCGAGGCCGCGUCCUGCACCACGGUCGCGCUCGGUGACCUCGUAUCCCGCAUCGCCUCCCACCUCUCCCUUCCCCCCUCCCCUCCUUCGACUACCAGGCCGCGCUCGAACGCGCCGUGCUAGGCUCGUACAAGCUCACCACCGCUGCGGGUGAUGAGAAGACGAGAGCGAUUCUCUCCCAAGCCAGAUUUCUCCUCUGCUGCUCCUCCAAGUGGUCGCUCACCACCGGGCGGCACCCACUCCCACUUCUUGCCGGCCUGAUUGCCUUUGCCGCAGAGCUGAACGGGGUCGCUGAGGUUUCUGUGGAAGACAUUGCCCAGGAGAUGUCGGCGGUCGUGCACACCAGCCGUCUCCGAUACAAGGAACUCGUUAAAGCGCUGGUGCAUGUCGCGCAGAAGUUGCUCCCGUGGGGUGCCGGCGUCAAUGCCAGAAACCUGCUCCUGAAUGCCCCAAUGCUGCUCCGGCUCAUGGAGAUGCGGUCACAGUCUGACCCAUCGGAACUGUUUCUUGAGAGCUUUGCUCCGGACAUCGCCGGCAUUGUGCAGGUGUACUCAUCUGUUGAUGAGGACGAGUCCAAGUACCUCCAGAUUGUUCCCCUGGAUGUUGAUGCUUUGGAUUUCGAGAAUUCUGGGAAAGAGGGCAAGGAAUCAGGGGAUUUGAAGAUCUCAGAGGAUUGCUUGUCAGAUGCUUACCAGAAUGUCUUAAAGAGGCUCUCUAAGCUAAAGGAACUUGGGAAGGUUGGGAAAGUUGCUAGCAGGAGGAAGCAGCGGAGGAUAGGGCUGGAGCUGGAACCAUGGAUGGAUUCGCUGGAUGAUGAUCGGACCAAGCGCAUGCCGCUUGAGGAGGUAGCAGAUAUUGACAUUGGCUAUGAUGCACCUCCUCCAUCGUUUACUGCUGGAUUGGAGCUGCAGAAGCGGAGGAGAGCACGAAUUGAAGAUGCUAAGUGUCGAAUCGCUGCAAUUAGGAAGGCUCCUGCUGCAGGCACUGCAAAUGCAAUUGAUUCACCGGCUGUUCAUGGAAAUGAAGAUGCUUGUCCACCACAAAAAAAUAGCAGGAAGAAGCUGGGUCGAAAGAGACGAGAUGGCAGGGAUCAUCAUAUCGUGUAUGGAGAUCAUCUAGCGGAGAUGUCAGACGCUCCUGACUCUGAGAAGAAGAAACGUAAAAGAGACCCAUGUGAUGGUAUUGACUGGGAAGAUUGCGUUAUCGAACUCCUUUUAUUACAUGGUGCAAAUGAGGCAGAGAUUGAACAAGGCCAAUACAGAAGACCGUUGGAGUUGCAUGUCUUCAGUGCAAUAAGUGGAGACAGAUAAAAACCGUCACCUUCUCCACUUAUCACGGUGAUAAACUCCCCCUUCUCGACUUAUUGCAUGGACGAAGGCGGAGUUGCAUGUCUUCAGUAUAUGACCAAGAUCGCCGCCUUCUUCCUCCAGGCUGGCAGUCACCUGCAGGCCAAUGUGAAGGUGACGAGAUACACAAGGGGUGGUAGAAGGACUGCAGGAGGACGUGAAGACAUGCGCUGUUUUAGAUCCACCCAACUCAUUCCAAGUUUUUGCAAGGAGUUUGGGUUAUUCUGAAGACUUCUUUUAGGAUCUUGAAUUACUCUGAGCAAUUCCCACAAGAGUUGAGAGUAUAGUCUGAACACUGGCCAUAGUGUGCCAUGACGACCACUUGCACUACAGGAGCAUCGUGGCGCGGUCAUCUUUCCUUUCCCCUCCUCCAGCCCCCUCCCUUUAUCUCUCAUUGUAGCUUUUAUGUGCAAGAGGUUUGAUAAAUGGGCAUAAGCACAACAGUUUCACAUUUCAUUGGUGUGCGCGCAUGAGAAAUGAACUUGGAAGGAUUUCUUUUCUGUGGUGAUUUUCUUCAUUAUUGUAUGCACGAGCAUCAUUCCUAAAUAUAGUUUAUCAUUCGUACCCUCUU
Triticum dicoccoides is the source of this 2365-nucleotide messenger RNA. RefSeq names its product plant-specific TFIIB-related protein PTF2-like. NCBI's taxonomy places the organism in Eukaryota, Viridiplantae, Streptophyta, Magnoliopsida, Poales, Poaceae. Bases 772 to 1758 code for a protein of 328 amino acids. The transcript is spliced from 3 exons. The record is from RefSeq and is a predicted model, not a curated record.